AGUGGGAGGGAAAAAAAACACAAGAGUAAAAGAAGGGCCACUCAGAGAAGGAGAUGAAGACUUUCAAGAGCCAGAGCCAACCCGAGCAGCGCGGAGCCCUCAGCAGUCUGCACAGCAUCAGCAGCAGCGCUAUGGGUCCCCUCACCCUGGCAGUCCUGUUCAUCCUCACCAUACCUGCCUGUACCAGUGCGCCAGUCAAUCUUCAACAGGCCAUAACAGAUCAGAGGCAGCUACUUCACCAGAUAGACACUGUUUGCUCAUCAUACCUCUCUGAAGAUAUGAAGUACUGGACAUCGGAUGUCAUAGGGGAACUCUGUAUCUUGAUGCUGGUUCAGAAGUCAAAGGAACUAAGACUUCAAGACAAUAGUAAAAGGCUCCAUCCAUCCAGAAAAGAGAGAGGACUCGUAAUGAGCGCUGAACUCCAGGGACCUGGUGGAAUUGAAAGCAGGGGCUACUUCCUCUAUCGGCCACGAAACGGAAGACGGUCCUUAGAAUAUGAAUAAAAAAGAAACAGAACCUGCAAGUGUACAGAGACAACACGGACCCCUGAGACCCGAGCCGCUUCACGAUGACUGAGUGACCCAGAAUCCAACCACAGCCCUUUGCCUUUGCUGUACACUGAUGCUUGAAUCUUUACAAUGAAUACUAAUUAAACUAACAUUCAUUUGUGUGAUUUAUUGAGGUAGUGUAAUUUUUCUUCCUGACAUAUUAGGCAUGGUAUUUGUAUUUUAAAGAUGUAAGUUGCAAAUGGA
Cyprinodon variegatus (sheepshead minnow) is the source of this 752-nucleotide messenger RNA. It is a transcript of the gene nmu, whose product is annotated as neuromedin U. Gene Ontology annotation, biological process: regulation of smooth muscle contraction. The transcript is spliced from 9 exons. Gene Ontology annotation, molecular function: neuromedin U receptor binding. The record is from RefSeq and is a predicted model, not a curated record. NCBI's taxonomy places the organism in Eukaryota, Metazoa, Chordata, Actinopteri, Cyprinodontiformes, Cyprinodontidae. The coding region runs from base 54 to 503 and encodes 149 amino acids.